GAACAAGCUCUCAGGUUCGCCAACUUUUCUCCUCACUCGGUGUGGUACGAUGGGAAGGAAUAUCCUACUUCUGAGCAUCGUAAGCAUCUCAUCUUCUAGAGCUGCUGCUAUAUGCAUAACAUUCGCUCCGCACGCCCUAGUCUUCCACGCGCACAAGUUCCUGAACAAAGCGCCUAACCUGGCGGAGCAAAUUCGGACGCAGCCCACACCAAGAGCAGCUCUGGAGGAAGCUAGACGUCUUCGUAGCCUUCAGCGAAGCGAUUGGUUCGAAGUGAAUCUGGGCUGCAUGGAUGCCGUCCUCGAGGCAAAGUUCACGCAGCAUCUACAACUGCGCGACAUGUUGCUGUCAACGGGCACCCGAGAGUUGGUGGAAGCAAGCCCUGUAAGGCGGCAUAUUUCUCUUCGACGUACGACGGUAACGAGCGGGACAUCUCACUGCAGGUGGAUUCAUUCUGGGGCUACGGCGCAGAUAAGCAGGGCAGAAAUGAGCUCGGAAAGGCUCUGGUGAGACUGAGAGAGAAGCUCCGUGCUCAAGAAGUGCAGAUGCAAGAGCAUCCCGUUGAUACACGGCAGGGGCAGGUGGCGAGUGAUGACGUGCAGAUACGCAAUUGCACUCAACAGAUGCCAGUCGUAGCGUUUGCGCAAGAGCAUGUUCUCGAUGUGGCACUCGUUGAGCCUGUUUCCGGCGCUCCAUUCGGCGCAUCUCCCGCUCACGGUUCAUCUUCUGGGUUCGCUCACGCAGGACAAGAAGGCGCCUAUGUCAUCCCAGAGAGACCUGCACACUUUCCUCUUUAUCCACAGACAGAAUCCCCCAUCUACUUCUACAAUCGGCUUGAGCCAUAUUACGAGUUCACGAAUUUUGCCCUGUAUUCGGUGAAGUACAGCGGAAAACGAUACCCUACUGCCGAGCAUCUCUUUCAAGCGCAUAAGUUCUUGGAGACGAAUCCGCGCCUUGCCGAACACAUUCGAAGGCAGCGGACACCGAGAGCUGCACUACAAGAGGCCACACGUCUCCGCAGCGCUCAGCGGAGAGAUUGGUUCAACGUGAACGUGGCCAUCAUGGACGACAUCCUGCAGGCAAAGUUCAGGCAGCAUGCAACUCUUAGGGACAUGCUACUCAGAACUGGAAAUAGAGAGCUGAUAGAGAAGAGUCCAGCGGAUUCGUUCUGGGGUAGUGGUGCGGAUGGCCGGGGCAGGAAUGAGUUCGGGAAGUGCUUGAUGAGACUGAGGGACAAGUUACGCGCAGGAGGAUAAACUAAUGACCCAGACGUGAUUUCGAAUCACGACCAAUGCAUCGCGAAAGUUCUCCGAGUCGGAGGCCGAGUCCAGCUAUUUGAUUGUACCAACAGUUUCACCCUAGGUUAUCUUACUACGUGUCGUACUGUGCAUCUAUAUCGCAUAUGUGCUAGGUGCCAUAGCAGAGAUGAUAUGUGAAUCAGGACAUGCGUUUGCUUGG
This is a messenger RNA of Phanerochaete carnosa HHB-10118-sp, 1456 nucleotides long. RefSeq lists its product as uncharacterized. The transcript has 4 exons. The record is from RefSeq and is a predicted model, not a curated record. NCBI's taxonomy places the organism in Eukaryota, Fungi, Basidiomycota, Agaricomycetes, Polyporales, Phanerochaetaceae. The coding region runs from base 544 to 1254 and encodes 236 amino acids.